Lacerta agilis (Sand lizard) is the source of this 936-nucleotide messenger RNA. RefSeq names its product olfactory receptor-like protein COR5. Gene Ontology annotation, cellular component: membrane. Lineage: Eukaryota; Metazoa; Chordata; Lepidosauria; Squamata; Lacertidae. Gene Ontology annotation, biological process: sensory perception of smell; G protein-coupled receptor signaling pathway. Gene Ontology annotation, molecular function: G protein-coupled receptor activity; odorant binding; olfactory receptor activity. The record is from RefSeq and is a predicted model, not a curated record.
AUGGUGAACAUAAAUUGCACUACAGCUACCCCUGAAUUUGUUUUCUUGGGAUUGACAGCUUCCAAGGAGGUGCAGAUCACCCUAUUUGAGCUGUUCCUAAUGAUUUACCUGGUCACCCUGGUGGGGAAUCUCGGGAUGGUAGCCUUGAUCCAUGCUGAUGCCCACCUUCAGACUCCCAUGUACUCCUUCCUACAGAGCUUGUCCAUCGUUGACAGCUUUUAUUCAACAGUUAUCACUCCAAAGCUGUUGGCGGACCUCUUAGCAAGGAAAGCCACCAUUACCUAUGUAGGUUGCAUUCUUCAAUACUACGCUUUCAUCUUUUUUGCGACCUCAGAGUGCCUCCUGCUUGCUGUGAUGGCAUAUGACCAUUACGUUGCCGUCUGCAACCCCUUGCUCUAUGCAGUGAUCAUGUCCCCGAAAAGGUGCGUACAGCUGUUGACAGUAACAUUCAUAUGGGGUUUCAUGACCUCUUCAGUACACACCGGUUACUUGCUCAGAUUGUCUUUCUGUGACUCCAACGUCAUCAACCAUUUCUUCUGUGAUAUCACUGCUUUGCUGGAACUUUCUUCCACAAACAUCAAUGAACUAUGUGUUUUCGUAUUGGGUACCUUUGCUGAAAUGAGCAGCAUUGUCACAAUCAUUAUUUCCUAUGCUUUCAUUGUGAUUACUGUGCUAAGGAUAAAGUCUGCUGAGGGAAAGAAAAAAGCCUUCUCCACUUGUACAUCCCACCUCACAAUAGUCACAGUCUUCCAUGGCACAGUUCUCUUCAUGUAUUUCCGACCUAGAUCUAGUUACUCCCUGGGUACAGACAAAGUGGCUUCAGUCUUCUAUACUGUGGUCAUUCCCAUGCUCAAUCCCCUUAUCUAUAGCCUGAGAAACAGGGAGGUUAAGGAUGCCCUGAGGAGAGUGGCACAGAGAAGGCUAUUAUUACAUUAA